AUAGAAACGGUUUCUAGCAGGACCUCCAGCAGUUUAGUAACCAGUAGCAACCAAUCAAAACACCACUGACCCAAUCAAAAUGAGAAACGUCAUGAGAACGCAUUUCAUUCAACCAAUGAAAACCACACAAGGCGUGAUUGACGUCUCCGCCAACCACCUGUGUUUGCGUAUGACCGUUAAAACUGAGAACCGUUUUGCAAGUUACGCAGCAAACUAGAGUGUGGCAGCAGAGCCAACGGAAAAUACCUUUGUGUUUAAAUAAACGUGCUUCUUUUGUUAACUUUUCACCAUGAGAGAGAUUGUUCACCUGCAGGCUGGUCAAUGUGGAAACCAAAUCGGUGCCAAAUUUUGGGAGGUGAUUAGUGAUGAGCAUGGAAUUGAUCCUACGGGAAGUUAUCAUGGAGACAGUGAUCUGCAGUUGGAGCGGAUUAAUGUGUAUUACAACGAAGCAACUGGUGGAAAGUAUGUUCCUCGUGCAGUUCUUGUUGACCUGGAGCCUGGAACCAUGGAUUCAGUGAGAUCUGGACCAUUUGGGCAGAUCUUUAGACCAGAUAACUUUGUCUUUGGUCAGAGUGGUGCUGGAAAUAACUGGGCCAAGGGUCAUUACACAGAAGGAGCUGAGCUUGUGGACUCCGUUCUGGAUGUGGUUCGAAAAGAGGCAGAAAGCUGUGACUGCCUACAGGGUUUCCAGCUCACCCACUCCCUUGGUGGCGGUACCGGGUCCGGCAUGGGCACCCUGCUCAUCAGCAAAAUCCGCGAGGAGUACCCAGACCGCAUCAUGAACACCUUUAGUGUGGUACCCUCACCCAAAGUCUCAGACACUGUUGUGGAGCCUUACAAUGCCACGCUGUCCGUCCACCAGUUAGUGGAGAAUACAGAUGAAACAUACUGCAUUGACAAUGAAGCCCUGUAUGACAUUUGCUUCCGUACACUCAAGCUCACUACACCCACCUAUGGUGAUCUUAACCACCUUGUGUCUGCCACGAUGAGUGGGGUCACCACAUGUCUUCGCUUCCCUGGUCAGCUAAACGCCGAUCUGCGUAAACUGGCAGUCAAUAUGGUGCCUUUCCCCCGUCUGCAUUUCUUCAUGCCAGGUUUUGCCCCUCUCACCAGCAGAGGGAGUCAGCAAUACCGGGCCCUUACGGUACCUGAGCUCACCCAGCAGAUGUUCGAUGCCAAGAACAUGAUGGCUGCGUGUGACCCCCGCCACGGCCGCUAUCUCACCGUAGCUGCCAUUUUCAGAGGCCGCAUGUCCAUGAAAGAAGUGGAUGAGCAAAUGCUGAAUGUCCAGAACAAGAACAGCAGCUACUUCGUGGAGUGGAUUCCUAAUAACGUCAAAACUGCCGUCUGUGACAUCCCACCUCGUGGCCUUAAAAUGGCCGCCACUUUCAUCGGCAACAGCACCGCCAUCCAAGAGCUGUUUAAGCGCAUCUCUGAGCAGUUUACAGCUAUGUUCAGGCGCAAGGCUUUCUUACAUUGGUACACCGGAGAGGGAAUGGAUGAGAUGGAGUUUACCGAAGCAGAGAGCAACAUGAAUGAUCUGGUGUCGGAGUACCAACAGUAUCAAGACGCCACUGCAGAAGAGGAGGGAGAGUUUGAGGAAGAGGGAGAGGAGGAGCUUGCAUAAGGAGAUAAUUUCUUUGAAAAUGUCUGUUUACUGUUAUUUAUAAAGUUUCUGUUCACUGUCAUUUUCCUUACAAUUUUUUUUGUUCGUUGACUCUUCUGUUCUCUUUCAGUUUCACAAGCAGCAUAAAGCAAUCUUCUAAUAAAGAUCUAAUUUUGCUUAAA
Messenger RNA from Paramisgurnus dabryanus, 1788 nucleotides. RefSeq names its product tubulin beta-4B chain (gene tubb4ba). Lineage: Eukaryota; Metazoa; Chordata; Actinopteri; Cypriniformes; Cobitidae. Gene Ontology annotation, cellular component: microtubule. The record is from RefSeq and is a predicted model, not a curated record. Gene Ontology annotation, biological process: microtubule-based process. Gene Ontology annotation, molecular function: GTPase activity; structural constituent of cytoskeleton; GTP binding.